Messenger RNA from Ichthyophthirius multifiliis, 441 nucleotides. RefSeq names its product protein kinase domain protein. The record is from RefSeq and is a predicted model, not a curated record. Gene Ontology annotation, biological process: G1/S transition of mitotic cell cycle; signal transduction; regulation of gene expression. Gene Ontology annotation, molecular function: cyclin-dependent protein serine/threonine kinase activity; ATP binding; cyclin binding. NCBI's taxonomy places the organism in Eukaryota, Ciliophora, Oligohymenophorea, Hymenostomatida. Gene Ontology annotation, cellular component: nucleus; cytoplasm; cyclin-dependent protein kinase holoenzyme complex. The transcript has a single exon.
AUGCAUAGAGAUUUAAAACCUGCGAAUAUAUUAGUAAAUUUGGAACAUUAAAUUUUAAAAAUAGCAGAUUUUGGUCUUGCAAAAUUAUUCAACAUUCCAAUCUAAGAGCUUUCUUUAGAGAUAGAAACCUUAUGGUAUAGAGCUCCUGAAGUAUUGCUUGGAGAUGUUACAUAUUCUUUACCAGUUGAUAUGUGGUCUUGCGGAUGUAUUUUUGCAGAGAUGAUACUUGGAGAACCUCUUUUUAAAGGAGAUAGCGAGAUUGGAUAGAUUUUAGAAAUUUUCAAGUUUUUUGGAACUCCAGUUAAUAGUUAAUCUAUAAGAGGUUGUAUUGAUUUGAAGUUUUGGUCAAAUAAAUUUCCUCGUUUUAAAAGUAACAAAGGAAUUGUUAUUUAAAGUUUAAUUUAAUUGACAUUUAAGCUACUGACCUCUUUAAUAGGAUGA